Phascolarctos cinereus (koala) is the source of this 1800-nucleotide messenger RNA. RefSeq names its product LIM homeobox 5 (gene LHX5). Gene Ontology annotation, molecular function: zinc ion binding; RNA polymerase II transcription regulatory region sequence-specific DNA binding; DNA-binding transcription factor activity, RNA polymerase II-specific. Gene Ontology annotation, cellular component: nucleus. Gene Ontology annotation, biological process: neuron differentiation; regulation of transcription by RNA polymerase II. NCBI's taxonomy places the organism in Eukaryota, Metazoa, Chordata, Mammalia, Diprotodontia, Phascolarctidae. The record is from RefSeq and is a predicted model, not a curated record.
AUGAUGGUGCAUUGUGCCGGCUGCGAGCGGCCCAUCCUGGACCGGUUUCUGCUCAACGUCCUGGACCGCGCGUGGCACAUCAAGUGUGUUCAGUGUUGCGAGUGCAAAUGUAACCUCACCGAGAAGUGUUUCUCGAGGGAAGGGAAACUCUAUUGCAAGAACGACUUCUUCAGGCGGUUUGGCACCAAAUGUGCUGGGUGUGCGCAAGGCAUCUCUCCCAGCGACCUGGUUCGGAAGGCCCGAAGCAAAGUAUUUCACCUCAAUUGCUUCACCUGCAUGGUCUGCAACAAGCAACUGUCCACGGGAGAGGAACUCUAUAUAAUAGAUGAGAACAAAUUUGUUUGCAAAGAGGACUAUUUGAACUCGCCCAGUGUCAAGGAAGGCAGCCUCAACUCAGUGUCAUCCUGCACGGACCGAAGUUUGUCCCCAGACCUGCAGGACCCUCUCCAGGACGACCCCAAAGAGACCGACAACUCAACGUCGUCCGACAAGGAAACCACAAACAACGAGAACGAGGAGCAGAACUCCGGCACCAAGAGGCGGGGGCCGCGCACCACCAUUAAGGCCAAGCAGCUGGAAACGCUCAAGGCCGCCUUCGCCGCCACUCCCAAGCCCACGCGCCACAUCCGCGAGCAGCUGGCGCAAGAGACGGGCCUCAACAUGCGGGUCAUCCAGGUCUGGUUCCAGAACCGGCGGUCCAAGGAGCGCAGGAUGAAACAGCUGAGCGCUCUUGGUGCGCGGAGACACGCUUUCUUCAGGAGUCCUCGGCGCAUGCGUCCACUUGGUGGCCGGCUGGAUGAGUCGGAGAUGCUGGGGUCCACCCCCUACACUUACUAUGGAGAUUACCAAGGAGACUAUUACGGCCCUGGAGGAAACUAUGACUUCUUCCCGCACGCCCCGCCGUCACAGGCUCAGUCGCCCGCGGACUCCAGCUACUUACCGAACUCAGGGCCCGGCUCCACCCCGCUGGGGCCCCUGGAGCCACCCCUCCCGGGGCACCACUCUUCAGAAAACCAAAGGUACACGGAUAUGAUCUCGCACCCGGACACACCGAGCCCUGAGCCUGGCAUGACUGGCUCCCUGCACCCCAUCCCGGGCGAGGUCUUCACCGGCGGGCCCAGUCCGCCUUUCUCUAUGUCCAGCAAUAGCGGUUACAGCGGGCCACUGUCACAUCCCAACCAGGAGCUGAAUGAGGCCGCCGUGUGGUAAAAGUUGCUGGGCCUUUCCCCAGCCCCUUCCCCGCCCAAUACACCCGGCUUAGGAACUGCACGGAGCACCCAGACCUCUCCCCACCCCAGGCCCGGCGCCUUUGUGGAUCCAGAGUCCUACGCAGCACACACAUGCACACACAAUUUUUCACUCACGCACAGAAUCACAAUCUCACACACAUACAUUCAUGAAAGAGCAAGAGCAAACACACAUUCAUGAAAGAGCAAGAGCACGCGCGCGCACGCGCGCACACACACACACACACACACACACACACACACACACACACACACACACAUACCCCUAUACCAAAACGCCCAGACCCGGGCCUGUAUCCCACUGCCUCCAAACCCAGGCGUUAUCGCCAACCGAGCCUCACUCAGUCCUCCCUCAGGUCCACCCUCUAAUGUCUGACUCCUCCAAAGGCGGGAUAGUACUUGGGGAGAGCCCCAUCCAUCCCUCACUUGGCCACCCAAGCUGGUUCGAGGUGGCUCUUUCCGGGACCGAGAGCCAGACCACAGUGUUUUUCUCCUCGAGGCUACAAGCAGUUUUCUUGGACCAAAGUCAAUCCCACUGGAUCAACAGAUCUUG